GCUGCACUUCACCAACAAACGUCUCUUACGUUUCCGAUUUCCGAUCUGCCAAAUUUCGCCGGCAAAUUUUUCCGGCCAAAAGUCGCCGGACAAAGUCAAAGAAAGCUUCUCUUAGCCUUCCCCAAGGGGCCGGUCUCGGUCUGUCAAGAUGAGUCAGGUCUUCGAAGGUUACGAGCGCCAAUAUUGUGAACUCUCCGCGAAUGUUUCUCGUAAAUGCAACUCUUUCUCCGCCUCCGAUUCAGAGCAGAAACAGCAACGGGUUUCUGAAAUCAAAGCGAGUUUAGAUGAGGCUGAUGUUUUGAUUCGGAAAAUGGACCUUGAGGCCAGAAGUCUGCAGCCAAGUGUAAAGGCUAUGCUACUUGCUAAGCUACGGGAGUACAAAUCUGAUCUUGGCAAACUGAAAAAGGAAUUUAAGAGGUUGACAUCACCUAAUGCUGAUCAGGCUGCCCGUGAAGAGCUGUUGGAGUCUGGAAUGGCAGAUACUCAUUUGGCUUCAGCUGAUCAAAGAGAGAGGAUGACAAUGUCUAUAGAGAGAAUGAAUCAGUCAAGUGAAAGAAUUGCAGAGAGUAGAAGAACCAUGUUGGAGACCGAAGAUCUCGGUGUCUCGAUCCUUGAGGACUUGCAUCAACAGCGAGAAACUCUAUUACACUCCCAUAAGAGACUUCAUGGGGUAGAUGAUGCCAUUGAUAAGAGUAAAAGGGUUUUAAACUCAAUGUCUCGAAGAAUCAGUCGAAAUAAAUGGAUAGUCGGGUCGGUAAUUGGCGUUCUGGUACUCGUAAUUAUCCUUAUACUAUAUCUUAAGCUUUCACAUCACUGAACAAUGUUUCCUUGAUCACUAAAGGAGUUGUACUCUUAUCAUUUGAUUUUCCAAUCGUUCCGAUUGGUUGUCGAUCACAUGUUUGAUGUAUUUUGUUGCGGUAUUCAUGUCUGUAAUCGAAUCAAAUCUUGUGCUUGAUAGUGUUAUUGAUUAAUCAAUACCCAGAUAGUAGUAGGUAUUUCUGGAUUGUGUGAA
Molecule: messenger RNA, 1012 nt
Organism: Momordica charantia (bitter melon)
Lineage: Eukaryota; Viridiplantae; Streptophyta; Magnoliopsida; Cucurbitales; Cucurbitaceae
Product: vesicle transport v-SNARE 12
Biological process (GO): vesicle-mediated transport; vesicle fusion; intracellular protein transport
Cellular component (GO): late endosome membrane; ER to Golgi transport vesicle membrane; SNARE complex
Molecular function (GO): SNARE binding; SNAP receptor activity
Source: RefSeq, a predicted model, not a curated record